Dujonia railenensis is the source of this 681-nucleotide messenger RNA. Lineage: Eukaryota; Fungi; Ascomycota; Pichiomycetes; Serinales; Debaryomycetaceae. The record is from the annotation of a GenBank genome assembly.
AUGGAUGGAUUGCUCUUAGACACCGAAUCUAAAUACACCAAGGUGACCAAUGAAAUCUUGUCUGACUUUAAUGUAGGUCGUGAGUUGACCUGGGACAUAAAAAUCAAGCUUCAAGGCCGUCCAGGUGCUGAAGCAUCUGCGAUCAUAGUGGAAGAGUACGGUUUACCAAUCACGCCAGAGGAAUUGAGGGACAUUGGAUUUGAAAAGCAAGCCAAAGAAUGGCCAGAAUCGAAAUUCUUACCUGGGGCGUUGGAAUUGUUACAUUAUUUGUAUGAGAAUGGAGUCCCCAUUGCGUUGGGUACCAGUUCCAAUAAGUUAAAUUUCGACAGAAAGACUGGGCACUUGAAGCACGGGUUUAAUGUAUUUGAAAAGCACAUUGUCACCGGUGAUGAUGCUAGAAUCCCACCCGGCCGGGGUAAGCCACAUCCAGACAUCUGGGCUGCUUGUUUGGGAAGUUUAAAUGAGGGUAGAGAGGAUAAGAUUAAGCCAGAGGAAUGUAUUGUAUUUGAAGAUGGUAUCCCUGGAGUUCAAGCUGCGAGAUCCUUCAACUCUCACGUUGUGUGGAUCCCAGACAUCAAUGCAAUCAAAGUUCUAGACGGACAGGAACACGAAAUAAUUGGCUCCAAUGGAAAAAUAUUACAAUCUUUAGAAGAAUUUGAUCCUAAAGAGCAUGGUUUUUAG